Sphaerodactylus townsendi is the source of this 2131-nucleotide messenger RNA. Its product is annotated as interleukin-1 receptor-like 2. The coding region runs from base 429 to 2111 and encodes 560 amino acids. NCBI's taxonomy places the organism in Eukaryota, Metazoa, Chordata, Lepidosauria, Squamata, Sphaerodactylidae. Gene Ontology annotation, molecular function: interleukin-1 receptor activity. The record is from RefSeq and is a predicted model, not a curated record. Gene Ontology annotation, biological process: signal transduction; regulation of inflammatory response. The transcript has 14 exons.
CUAGACAGAGGAACUUAUUCGAGCUGGUCUUGCUUCCCAGGCUGUCGUUUCAUUGUGAUCAGUUGAUACUGAUUGCACCUGCCUUGACUUCUCAUAAACUACAGAAGAUCUAGGAAAUAAGUUGUGAUCACUUGAUUACAAGAAAACUGGAAUUUGAAAGUGGACAGAUGCUGACGGAACCUGUUCCAGCAAAUACAUUAGGACUCAGGACACCUUACAAAUAGAUCCAUUCAAGGAAAAAAACACUGAAGAAACACAAACCUAUUCAAAAAGGUUUUUUAAACCCGAACCUCUACUUUGCAUGGAUUACUGUUUAUAGGACGUCAACUUUAAUUUAAAUUUUUCCUGGAAGGAAUCAUCAUGAAAUGCUGCAGAGUUUUUGAAUCUGUUCAGCUGUUUAUUCCCACCAUUGCAAUAUCCAGUGAACCAUGAAAUCUACAUUUUGGCUUUCUGUUACAUUAACUUUAUUUUGUUUGGUCACAUCAGAGAACUGUACUGUGCAGGAUGAUGACAUGUAUAACACUCACUUGGAAACGGUCAUAGUGGGACGACCUGUGGUGAUUGAUUGUUAUUGGGACAAAAAACUUCAUCUUAAUCAGAAGUCCUAUAAUCUGAGCUGGUAUAGAAAUGGAAAUGAAGAACCCAUAACUAAAAUAACAGAUUCAAGAAUACAUCAAGACGAUAACAAGCUUUGGUUUCUUUCUGCAAAAUUUCAAGAUUCUGGACUCUACACCUGUGUUGUGUGGGAGUCAGCAAGAUGUUACAAAAGUAUUGUGAGAGUUGAAGUUUCCAGUAACACUGAUGUCCAGUGUUUUCAUGAUGAACUUUAUAAUAAAGCAGAGCUACCAAUAGGAUCAAAUGGAGUGAUUGUGUGCCCUGCCUUGGACAGUUUAAAAGACUAUAGGAAUGCUUUGUCCAUUCGUUGGUAUAAGGAAUGUAAACAGCUGGAUGGGGAACGAUUUGCUUUCCAUAGCAACGAUUUUAUAAUAAACAAUAUUAAUUCAAAUGAUUCUGGAAUGUACCAGUGCAAAGCAACGUACAUUUAUGAGGGGAAUAUAUAUAACAUUUCAAGAAGCAUUUUGGUAACAGCUGUAGCAAGUCCAAAGAGGAAAAGAACUACAAUUCUAUACCCAAGAAACAACACAAUUGAAGCUGAACUGGGAUCCAAUGUGUUUGUAGAAUGCAAUGUGUCAACUUUCAGAGACAGCGUUAUUUCUAUAGCCUGGAAGGUCAAUAAUACACUUGUUGAUGAUCUGUUUAAGGGCAGAAUUCAAGAGGGGAUCGAAAAAGAUAAUAAUCUGACAGAAGAGUGGCUUUCUGUAGUGCCUCUGAACAUCACAGAACUAAAACAAGAAGAUUAUGGCGAGCGGUUUGUCUGCCAUGCUGGUGAAGUAGCAGCGUACAUCUCAGUGCAACCUCCAAGUGCAGCUAUACAUUAUACUGGAUACAUGGCUGGAGGUCUUGCUGCAGUGGUAUUAAUCACAGCUGUUCUUGUACUAAUCUAUAUGUUGUUCAAGAUUGACAUCAUACUUUGGUAUCGAAAGUCAUGCCAUCCAUUUCUUAAUAAAAAAGUUGCAGAUGGGAAGAUUUAUGAUGCAUAUGUGUUGUCCCCAAAAACCCACAACCCAGAUCAAUUUGUUCUAAAAGUACUUCCUGAGGUUUUGGAGAACCAGUGUGGGUACACUCUAUUUAUAUUUGGUAGGGAUGACUUACCAGGAAAAGCUCUGGUCACCAUUAUUGAUGAAACUAUCAAGCAAAGCAGAAGGCUGAUAAUUAUAUUAAAAUCAGAAUCACCAAGCUACCAAUUAUUAGAAGAGGCUCCAGAGCAGCAGAUAGCUCUAUACAAUGCUCUUGUGCAUGAUGGAAUAAAAGUAAUCCUUAUUGAAAUGGAUAAAAUCAAGGAUUACAGUAACAUGCCAGAAUCCAUUCAAUACAUUAAGCGAAAACAUGGAGCCAUCAGAUGGAAAGGGGACUUCAUGAAGAGCCAAUCUUAUUCUGCAAGUACCAAAUUCUGGAAAAAGGUCAGGUAUCAAAUGCCACUAGGACAUCAGAUCUCCACAGAAAUACCUUUGGUGGAAACAUUGUUUGAUACAAGCCAAACAAUAAAAUGAUCCUUGUGUCACAUUCACAA